This is a messenger RNA of Symbiodinium natans, 1089 nucleotides long. Lineage: Eukaryota; Dinophyceae; Suessiales; Symbiodiniaceae. The record is from the annotation of a GenBank genome assembly.
AUGGCAUUGAUUUCAGAGCCACUGGACUGGCCGAGUGGACCGCUUACCGACAAGGAAGCCAGCCUGCUGAGUCAGGCUUAUGGACUGGGUGAGUGGCAUAGCAUCAAAGCUGCUGUGACGGCUUGCCUAGCAGUGGCAGUACUUGGAGGAGUUGCAUGGAUGUGGACACGUGGUGCGAAGCUGCGUGGGCCAAAUCACGAGGAUGGAGAAGACUUGCGCUUGAUGGAGGAGGGCUUACGUCGUCAGUACACACCGGAGCAAAGGUUGUCUUCAGGCCAAACUCCAGCGGCAAACGUGACGUGGUUUCUUGAUGGGAAUGUGGCGCUUCACAUUGGCGAGGUGCUAGGCUCUGGCGCCUCCGCGACUGUCUGCAAGGCCAAACUCUCUUCCACUGGGGAGGUCGUUGCAGUGAAGGAGGUGCGGGCUGCAGACACCGAAAAGUGCGAGCAGCUCUUGCAGGACAUUCGUGCUCUUACUUCUGUGCCUUGCCAUCCCAAUCUGCUUGGAUUCAAGGCCGCGCUCUUCUGCAAAGACUCGGGCAAGCUGGCCUUGGUGCUGGAGUUCAUGGAUUUGGGUCAAUUGGCAGGAAGAAUCCCUCUCAAGACGCUCGCCAUCUACUCACGUCAAAUCCUGUCUGGCUUGGAUUUCCUCCACUCCUUAAGAAUCCUGCACCGGGACAUUAAGCCCCCAAACCUGCUCCACAACAGCCAGGGACAGGUCAAGAUUGCCGAUUUUGGCAUCGCCAAGUGGUUGCAGCAGCAAGAGGAUUAUGCCGACACCAUGGUGGGAACCAAACUUUACAUGGCUCCCGAGCGAUUCUUUGGGAAUUACAGCUUCGCUGCUGACGUAUGGGCAAUGGGUGUGUCCAUUCAUGAACUUGCGCAGGGCGUCAACGCGUUUGCCAGUUGCAAGUCGGACAACGAAUUUUGGUCUGCGGUAGAACAUGGCUCUGUCCCCCCGGUCUCCAUGGCCCCUGAGCUUAACAACUUUGUUUCCCGCUGCUUGGCUCAAGAGCCAGAAGCACGAGCUACUGCUGACGAGCUGCUGCAGCAUGCGUUCGUCUCAGGCGUCGCAAGCUGUGUUUGUUGA